Messenger RNA from Aspergillus niger, 1503 nucleotides. RefSeq lists its product as uncharacterized. The record is from RefSeq and is a predicted model, not a curated record. Bases 1 to 1503 code for a protein of 500 amino acids. Gene Ontology annotation, molecular function: transmembrane transporter activity. The transcript has 5 exons. Gene Ontology annotation, cellular component: membrane. Gene Ontology annotation, biological process: transmembrane transport. NCBI's taxonomy places the organism in Eukaryota, Fungi, Ascomycota, Eurotiomycetes, Eurotiales, Aspergillaceae.
AUGGGCGAUCUUCGACCCCCCAAGGAGCCGGCUAUUCAAUACUUCCCCAGCCAGGACCUUCCCCUACUAUUGACCCGAGAAUCUGGAUUCAUUAACAAGGCCAUUCAGGAUAUCGGCAUGGGCCGCUAUCAGUGGGAGCUUUAUAUCUUGUGCGGAUUUGGUUGGACUGCUGACAAUUUAACGCAGGGAGUUGCCCUGACCCUUACCCCUCUCUCCAUGGAAUUCGGCAUUUCCGAGUCCUAUGUUCGCUUUACUACCUGCGCCUUGUUCGUUGGUCUGAUUGUUGGCGCCACUUUCUGGGGUCUUGCAUCUGAUAUGAUUGGACGUCGAUUGGCUUUCAACACGACUCUCUUCCUGUGCGGCGCGUUUGGUCUUGCAUCGGGCGGCGGUCCCAGCUGGGUUGGUACCUGUGCCCUCUACGCUUGCUUGGGAUUGGGAGUAGGUGGUAACCUGCCCGUUGAUGCUGCCAUCUUCCUCGAGUUCUUGCCCGGUGCUUCAGGAAACAUCCUGAGUUCACUGGCCACAUUCUGGUCAGUGGGUACUUUCAUUGCCAGUAUGCUGGCCUGGGCUUUUAUCCCCAACUACUCUUGCUCCGACUCGAGCAACUGCACCAAGGAAAAUAACAUGGGCUGGAGAUACCUUGUUCUUUCUCUAGGUGCCAUCACCAUGGUGUUCUGGAUGUGUCGAUUCUUCUUUUUUAAGUUGUAUGAAUCGCCCAAGUUCCUAGUCUCCAAGGGUCGGGAUGAGGACGCCGUCGCGGCUAUUCACGGCGUUGCCCAUCACAACAAGAAGAAAACCUGGCUCACGGUGGAAAUCUUGCAAGAGAUUGGCGGAGCUGCCGAGGAUAGCAAGGAACAGAACCUUACCUCUGCGCAAAUCCUGAAGCGCUCAUUGUCCAAAUUCUCCGUGCAGCAGAUCGGACCUUUGUUCUCAUCCAAGCGUCUUGGAAUCACCACCGCCCUCAUCUGGCUCUGCUGGACCACCAUCGGCAUGGGAUACACCCUCUUCAACGCCUUCCUGCCCCAGUAUCUCGGCUCUUCGUCUUCCGUAUAUGUUACCUACCGUAACUACGCCAUCACCUCCGUGACCGGUCUCUUCGGCCCCAUUCUCGCCCUCUACAUGGUCGACAUUAAGUACGUCGGUCGCAAGGGUACAAUGGCCCUGUCGACGUUGGUCACUGCCGUCCUGCUCUUCUGCUUCACUGCAGCCAAGACAUCCGACACUCAACUCGUCUGCUCUGCUCUCGAAUCCUUUACCCAGAUGAUCAUGUACGGUGUCCUGUACGCCUACACUCCUGAGGUCUUCCCCGCUCCCAACCGUGGUACCGGCUCUGGUAUCGCCAGUUGCCUGAACCGCAUUGCUGGAUUCUGUGCCCCUAUCAUCGGUAUCUACGCUUCCGCGAACCCCAGUGCGCCUAUCUAUGCUUCCGGUGCGUUGUUGCUGGUUUCGUUUGUGGCGAUGAUCCUGCUGCCCAUUGAGACUGCGGGUAAGCAGAGUUUGUAG